Molecule: messenger RNA, 1405 nt
Organism: Acomys russatus (golden spiny mouse)
Lineage: Eukaryota; Metazoa; Chordata; Mammalia; Rodentia; Muridae
Gene: Cirsr
Product: corepressor interacting with RBPJ, CIR1
Exons: 10
Coding region: 76-1392 (438 amino acids)
Biological process (GO): negative regulation of DNA-templated transcription
Cellular component (GO): nucleus
Molecular function (GO): transcription corepressor activity
Source: RefSeq, a predicted model, not a curated record
UUCCGGUAACGCUCCGGGUGUUUGUUUACGUUCCUCUCAGACCUACCGGCUGUCUUCUUCAUCUCGGACUCCAAGAUGGGGAAGUCGUUCGCCAAUUUCAUGUGCAAAAAGGACUUUCAUCCUGCGUCCAAAUCCAACAUCAAGAAGGUAUGGAUGGCAGAGCAGAAAAUAUCAUAUGAUAAAAAGAAACAAGAAGAAUUAAUGCAGCAGUACCUUAAAGAACAAGAGUCCUAUGAUAACAGAUUGCUUAUGGGAGAUGAGCGUGUUAAGAAUGGCCUGAACUUCAUGUAUGAGGCCCCGCCUGGAGCUAAAAAAGAAAACAAAGAGAAAGAAGACACGGAAGGAGAGACAGAGUACAAGUUCGAAUGGCAGAAAGGUGCUCCAAGAGAAAAAUACGCCAAAGAUGACAUGAACAUCAGAGAUCAGCCCUUUGGUAUCCAGGUUCGAAAUGUAAGGUGUAUUAAAUGUCACAAGUGGGGUCAUGUGAACACAGAUCGAGAAUGCCCCUUGUUUGGUCUUUCUGGAAUCAAUGCAAGUUCAGUUCCUACUGAUGGCUCAGGGCCGUCAAUGCACCCCUCGGAGCUAAUAGCGGAGAUGAGAAACAGUGGGUUUGCACUGAAACGAAAUGUACUGGGGAGAAACUUGACCGCAAAUGAUCCAUCACAGGACUAUGUCGCAAGUGACGGUGAGGAAGACCCUGAAGUUGAGUUCUUAAAGUCGCUGACAACCAAACAGAAGCAGAAGCUGCUCAGGAAAUUGGAUAGACUUGAAAAGAAAAAAAAGAAAAAGAAAAGUGAUAAGAGAAAGAAAAAGUUACAGAAGAACAGAAGUAAACACAAAAAACAUAAAAACAAAUCCCCUUCCUCUUCCUCCUCUUCCUCCUCUUCUUCUUCCUCCUCUUCUUCCUCCUCUUCUUCCUCCUCCUCCUCUUCAGAUAAUUCAGAUAGUGAGAGUGACAACAAAGAAAAGAAAAGAGAGAAGAGGAAGAAAAAGAAGAAAACUAAAUGUUCAGGAAAUAAAUCCAAUUAUUGUAAAGAGGACAAGUCUAAGAGCAUACUUCAUGAAGAACUUUCUAGCAGUCACAGUGACAGGGGAAAAGCCAACGAGAAAGAAAGGCUUCUAAAACAAGAGCCUGGGGAAAAUAGCAAAUGGGUCCACUCUGGUUCUGACCGAAGGCCCAGAAGCCAUCGUCAUAGUCCAGAGAAGAGAUGGUCUGACAGAGACGAGGGAAUCCGGAGCCACAGCAGGGCUGAGAGCAGGAGAAGCCGCAGCAGGAGUCCUGGCAGUCAUAAGCAAAGGGAGAUGAGGAACCGGCCUGGUGAAGAGCAGCACAGAAGGAAGGACGCCAGAAGCCAUGGUGAUGGUGACCGUAGAAGAAAGAGUGCACGGUGAGCACCCAGGAGAU